Cyphellophora attinorum is the source of this 855-nucleotide messenger RNA. Its product is annotated as Spherulin-1A. Gene Ontology annotation, cellular component: cell wall. NCBI's taxonomy places the organism in Eukaryota, Fungi, Ascomycota, Eurotiomycetes, Chaetothyriales, Cyphellophoraceae. The record is from RefSeq and is a predicted model, not a curated record. Gene Ontology annotation, molecular function: manganese ion binding. The transcript is spliced from 2 exons. The coding region runs from base 1 to 855 and encodes 284 amino acids.
AUGCACGCAUCAAUUCUAAUUGCCACUCUGGCCGCCUCUAUGGUCUCGGCCACUCCUCUCAUGGCCCGCCAACAGCAGCCAUCUCAGCCUGCCUUCGCGCCAGCUCCCAGCGCAGGAUCCCCUCCCCCUCCUCCACCCACCACAACUUCCAUCACCUCCCCUCCCGUCACGACUGGCCAGCUUGGCAAGCCCGGCACCCCCAACAAGGUCCCACCCAAAGGCCUCGUCGGCGAGCUUCUGACCGAAGACACCACGGUGACCCGCUUCAAGGACAUCAAGGCUCAAAUCGAUGCCGGUGCCAUCUCGCUCAAGUUCGACCACAACCCGGCCGCGAACCCGAACGUCACGGCCGGCAUGGGCGGCCAAGUCGACCUCGCUAACCGCGCCAACUUCCCCGUCCUCACCGGCCUGGGUAUCUCCUCUGCCACGAUCUUCUUCCAGCCAUGCGGCUUGAACACACCUCAUGUUCAUCCCAGAGCAACAGAAUACUUCACCCUCGCCACCGACACCAAGAUGUCCACCGGCUUCGUUCUCGAGAACGGCCUCACCGAAGAAUUUAAGACCAACCUCACCAUCUGGCAAGGCACCGUCUUCCCACAGGGCAGCAUCCACUGGCAGCAGAAUGACGACUGCAAGCCCGCGGUUGGCGUCGCUGGUCUGAACAGCGAGGAUCCCGGUGCCAGCUCGAUCGCGCAGAACUUCUUGCGGUUUACCAGUGCGGAUGUGGUUGAUGCGGCGUUGGGAUUUCCGGCGGAGAUCAAUGGGGAGAACUUUGCGCAGUUUGCGGCUGCGUUGCCGGCGAGCUUGAGUAAGGGUGUUAAGGAGUGCUUGGUGCGGUGCAAUAUUCCUCACUGA